CUGACUAUAGCUUUGCCUCUUAUUUAAAAAAAAAUAAUAUAACUCCGGAACAAUAUGCUCAUUAUAAAAACAAAUCUCCCCAAGAACAAUUAGAUUAUUUUUAUGGUAAUAAAUCCUCAUUAUACUUAAUUAAUUUAAAAAAUUUAAACUUCAAUCAACCAAGUGAAUUAAUCUUGGAUAAUUAUCCUAAUUUAAAGGGAAUAGAUGGAGACUAUGUUUCCAAUCUCACCCAACUGACUAUCACUGAUUGUCCUCAGUUAGGAAUAAUAAGUAUUAAUAAAACUAAAAACCUUCAACAAUUAAUUCUCCAUAAUUUACCUAAAUUAAGGGGACUUUAUUGUGAACACAAUAAGCUAACCACCUUAGAUUUAAGUGAUUUUGUUAAUUUAGAAGAAAUUAUUUGUCGAGAUAAUCAACUCACCCAAGUUAAAUUGCCCCAAGGAGAAAAGUUAGAAACAUUAAAUUUAAUCAAUAAUAACCUCAACCAAGACUUAUCUUUUUUAAAGGAUUUGGUGAAUUUGAAAAAAUUGUAUUUAAAUAACAAUCCCUUAUAUGGUAGUUUAGAGUAUUUAAAAGAAGUGAGUAAGUUGGAAAGACUUGAUAUUAGUGAUACUGAUCUGGAUAGUGGUUUAGAAUAUUUGCCGGAUAGUUUGGAAGAUUUUAAGUCCAACUUACCUAAACUCAACCAACAAAAACUCCAAGACCAACUUAAACUCCUCCAAGAACAAAAAGAAAAACUAAUCCAAAGAAUAUCUGACUUAGAAACCUUAACCACCGAAAAUGAAAGGUUAAUCAAAGAACAAAAAAACAAAAUAGCUAACAAUCACUACCAUUUUUUCACCGAAGAAGAAAAAAUAGCCUUAAAAGAAUUAAUUAAAGUCCAUCGAGCUUACGAAGAAGCUAAGAAGUUUAAAGAAGAGACUGAUGAACUUUAUGACAAGCUUCAUUCUCUUCGAAAAAAUCUAAAAGAUAAACUAGGCAAAGAAUUUAUCGAAGCCGUCCAAACAGAGCAAAAACAAAUCCCUGACAGUCUAAAAGCCAUUGAAAAAAACAUAGCCGACAUUAACAAAAACAUCAAAGCCCUCGAAGCUAAUCCUAAGCAAACAGUGAAUAAUUAUAUUACUACUGGGGAUAUCGAAGUAAUAGGAGGUCAUGUUAUGAUUGGCAACACUAUUGGUGAUAAUACUAAUUUAAGCCACAACAAAUAUGCUAUUAGGAUUGAAGAAAUAACCGAAGAAACUGAAAUAUUGGAAGCCAAAAUCCAACAAGCCGAAACUUACGGCAUUCCUGGCUCCUCUAAAAACAAUUAA
Molecule: messenger RNA, 1310 nt
Organism: Entrophospora sp. SA101
Lineage: Eukaryota; Fungi; Glomeromycota; Glomeromycetes; Entrophosporales; Entrophosporaceae
Source: the annotation of a GenBank genome assembly